Molecule: messenger RNA, 387 nt
Organism: Eruca vesicaria subsp. sativa (arugula)
Lineage: Eukaryota; Viridiplantae; Streptophyta; Magnoliopsida; Brassicales; Brassicaceae
Source: the annotation of a GenBank genome assembly
AUGGUGACUGAUGUUCCUGCAUUCUCACUCAUCUUGGUCAGUGAGUUUCUCGUAAAUAUGGUGGAGCCAAGUUUGACACUUCAAAGUUGGCGAGACGCAGAUCUAGAUCACUCUGUUUUGAUUCUCACAUGCGGUCUUCGUGGUCAGUGGAAGGCCUUCUCAGUCAAAGACCUUUUCCAUUUCAAACUGGAUUCCAGGAUAGGAAGAGGACGAUAUUGUUCAGCAGCAUCUCAGAUUGCUAAGUUCUUUGGUCAUGAGGAACAAACCAACUUUGGUGAUCUGGUGGUGUGUCAGAUUCGUCGCAUCAUUAGCGAUUUGACCAAAGAUUCAGAUGUUGUCUUUCCAAACUUUAUCCAUCAAAUUAUGGAGUAUUCAGAAGGAUAUUAG